AUGGAAGGGACGUUGGAGCGCCCCUUCCAUCUGUUGGUCUGCGGCUUCCUCAUCUGUUUUCUCUUCCACGAGGCUGCAUCUCACAUCACACUGUACAUUCAGGUCGGGGUCCACACCAUCCGUGUUCCUCUGCGCGCUGCUGUCAUUCUUCGCGCCAACCUCUCCACGCCUCGACUCGCACCCGUCAGUACGCUUGCGAGACGCGCUCCCACGCCCGACUACAACCCGGCCACACAUCAAGUUGCUCUCGUCUUGUCUUCCCCUCGACCAAACUAUUCCCCAGACCAGUCGCAAGCAGCCGUCAUGGCACAGCACCAGCAACCUUCGCCCACCACGGGCAUGCCUCCACACCAUAUUGGACAGCAUCCUGCGCACGCGCAGGUGAAUGGACACCCGCCGCACGCGAACCAGCCCAAGACAUCGUCGCAGUACUUGGGGCAAUUGACCGAGGCUGUGUGGACUCAGAUGGGCUCUCUUUCUGAGCAGAUGCAAGACUAUGACGGUGCUAUGCAAUGCUACGAGCAGGCCUUGAAGUUCAAUCAGUGGUCUGUGCCAGCUAUGCAAGGCAUCGCAUGCAUCCUGCGCACCAAAGAUGCCUUUCCAGCAGCCGUUGAAUACUUGCGCACUAUUCUCAAGGUCGAUCAAGCCAAUGGCGACGUCUGGGGUAGCCUCGGUCAUUGCUACUUGAUGAUGGAUGACUUGCAGCAGGCAUACUCUGCCUACCAGCAAGCUCUGUAUCAUCUGUCUGACCCAAAGGAGCCUAAGCUUUGGUACGGCAUCGGAAUACUCUAUGAUCGCUACGGAUCCCUCGAGCACGCCGAAGAGGCUUUCUCGCAGGUUAUGCGCAUGGAGCCUACAUUUGAAAAGGCCAACGAGAUUUACUUCCGCCUUGGCAUAAUCUACAAACAACAGCAGAAGUUCAACCAGAGUUUGGACUGCUUCAAGUACAUUGUCACGAACCCUCCCCGCCCACUCACUGAGGAAGACAUCUGGUUCCAGAUCGGACAUGUGUACGAACAGCAAAAAGAGUUCGAAGCGGCAAAGGGCGCCUAUCGCCGGGUCCUCGAGCGUGAUGCCAACCAUGCCAAGGUCCUACAGCAGCUGGGAUGGCUACACCACCAGCAAAGCACCAACUACGCUAGUCAGGAGCAGGCCAUUGAGUACCUGGAGAAGUCUGUUGCUUCCGACCAAACAGAUGCGCAGAGUUGGUACCUGCUGGGACGUUGUUACAUGUCACAGCAGAAAUAUCCCAAAGCGUACGAGGCUUAUCAGCAAGCUGUGUACCGUGACGGCAGGAACCCAACCUUUUGGUGCAGCAUUGGUGUAUUGUAUUACCAGAUCAACCAGUACCGCGACGCGUUGGACGCAUACUCCCGUGCAAUCCGCCUCAACCCCAACAUCUCCGAAGUUUGGUACGAUCUCGGCACACUGUACGAGUCCUGCAAUAACCAGACAGCGGAUGCACUGGAUGCAUACCAGCGUGCGGCCGACCUCGAUCCGUCCAACGUACACAUCAAGGCUCGCCUACAACUUCUGCAAAAUGGGCAAACGUCGGCGGGCGCCCCGAACCAGGGCAACGCUCCCAUUCCACAGGACGUUCACCCUCAAGCCUACCAGCCUGCUUCUGUUCAUGGCCCUACUGCUCCUCAAUGGGGCGCACCUCAGCCUCAGCAACCUCCACAAGGCCCUGCUCCCCCAGCUUUGGCGCCUGGAUGGGAUCGCCCUCUGGCACAGAUCCGUGAUCCUGGUCUUCCACCCCAGCAGUUGAACCCAUAUGAGCAGCGUGAGGGCAUUCGACCGCCUACACAACAUGCACCUCAAAGACCUGUAAGCCCGAGACAGGAAGCACCCAGGUCGUACGCAGAGCCUCCCCGCCCUCCUACAAACGGUCCUGGUCCUCAGGGCCCCGCCGGUCCUCCACCUCCAGGGCCACCAGGACCAAUGCGUCGCGGCAUGUCUCCAUCCCCGAAGACACACCAUGCUGCUCCCAGCCCUUACCAUCCUCAGCCGCCGCAACUUACGCCGCAAGCGGUUCACGCACAACCACAGCCACCUCUACACCAGCAACCGCCCCAGCCUAACCGUAUUUCCAACCCUAAUUACGGCCCCCACGCUGGCAGUGUCCCUCCUCCACCUCCUCCUCCACCUACUGGUCUCGGCGGCCCACCAACUCAAGCCCCGAGCCAGAGUACCGCGCCUCCCUAUGGUGUUCGCCCUGCCAGCCCACCACCGGAAGUGCGCCCUAUUGUCGAGAACCGGGCGGGAUCUCCACGGAACGGCUACCAGGGACCAUACCAGCACCAUGCUGAUCCUUCUGCUACUGGUGGUAUUGCCAGCGGAGCUCCUCCGCCAGCUUCUGCCCAGACUGCUGCCGAGCAAGCAGCCCGUGAACGUGACGAUAGGCCGCCGACUGCUCCGCCAGUUAAGCGACACCGCGAAUGGGAAACUGAAAGCGAGCACAUGAGUGCAAAGCCUCCUUCGAACGAAGAGAAGCGCCAGAAGAUGGAAGAGCCUCACAGUCGUCGCCCAACUCCCCCGCACCGCAUGUCGUCUCCCCAGGUGCCACGUCAGAGCCCUCAGGAGGGGCCUGAUCCUCGCCGCUUCAACGAUGGUUAUCACCCAUCUGAGGCUGCUCACCAUCCGCCUUCGCUUCCGCCUAUGGCAGCUGCGCGACCAUUGUCGCGCAUGUCGGAGACACCAAAGCAGGAGCGACCGGAGCAUCACGAACCGGCUGCUCGACACAUGGAUGUGGAUGAGAACUACGAUGAUGAGGGCGAUGAUGCGAAGCCCAAUGCGCCCAAGUCUGAGCGCAGUAGCCCUCGCAAUGCUUCCACCAACGGCGUUCCUCAUGCUCCCACUCCAGCUGAGCAAAAGUCUUAG
Alternaria atra is the source of this 2880-nucleotide messenger RNA. RefSeq lists its product as uncharacterized. NCBI's taxonomy places the organism in Eukaryota, Fungi, Ascomycota, Dothideomycetes, Pleosporales, Pleosporaceae. The record is from RefSeq and is a predicted model, not a curated record. Bases 1 to 2880 code for a protein of 959 amino acids. The transcript has 9 exons. Gene Ontology annotation, molecular function: RNA polymerase II cis-regulatory region sequence-specific DNA binding; protein binding; chromatin DNA binding. Gene Ontology annotation, biological process: regulation of gene expression.